UAAUGCCCCAAUAAGAUGACUACCAACUGCCAUAAACCUACAGAAGAAGAAGUGGAUUACGUCAUGGCUAAAAUGGCAGCCUCCAUGGCGGAGAGUGGGGAAGAUGCAUUUAGAAAAAUAUUCAAGUUUUACAAGAGAAGAAACCCUCCUCCAGAUUUGAGCAAUGUCAUUGACUUUUCAAGAAGUGCACCGAGUGACCAGGUAGUCCCGGCUAUACUGGACGUUGGUGGAGUGAGCGAUGGGGAGGCUGCCAGGGUUGGAUUACAGCCUGUCAGAGACUGGAGAGCCUUCGGCCUGCACGGCUACCCAGGCUUCACGUUUAUCUCCAACCCGUUCCUGCGGGGCUCCAAACCCUUCUGGGUCACACAGUGUCUGAAGGUCUACCCUCAAAAGCCCAACGUCUGCAACCUGGACAUGCACAUGUCCCCCUCUGAUACCGAGGACAUUUGGGACAAGAGUGUUCUUAGCCUUAGCAGUGGUUCUCCCUGUGGAAAGACACAAGCAAAGACUCUACUUGAGAAGCUGCGCUGGGUUACUCUGGGAUACCAUUACAACUGGGACACCAAGACGUACUCUGCCAACCACUACACUCCUUUUCCAGCGGAUCUCCACUCGCUGGCCUUCCACGUAGCAUCGGCAUGUGGCUCCCCGGGCUUCAACGCACAGGCUGGAAUCCUCAACUACUACGGGUGUGACUCCUCGCUGGGAAUACACGUGGACGAGUCCGAGUUGGCUCACAGCCGGCCUCUGCUGUCCUUCAGUUUUGGGAGGUCCGCUAUCUUCCUUUUGGGAGGCAGCCGCAGACAGGACCCCCCGACCGCUAUGUACGUUCACUGUGGGGACGUGAUGGUGAUGUCGGGACCGAGCCGGCUCUUUUACCACGCGGUCCCACGCAUCGUGGCACCACCUCAGGGUCGGCCGGUGUUUGAGGCGGAGAGCUGCAGCCCGGCCUCCUCGGAGCGGGACUGGGCAGCGUGCUGCAGGUACAUGCAGGGCUCCAGGGUGAACGUGACCGUCAGACAGGUGCUGGGGCCUGGACAGAGCUUCUGCCUCAAGGACUGAUGCAGACCAGAGGGGCACCGCCAAGAGGAACUCGCUUCAGCAGAGACAUUGGCACCGGCACCGGCAUUUGCAAUGAUAUCGUGUUACAGAAUGAAGUGUUUUACGUGACUACUGAGGAAUAAAUAAGCCGCUCACGUAAAGCAACAGCAUUCAGGUGUCCGUGUGCACGUGGCCACACACUGGCCACCGUUACUGAUAAAGGAUUCCUCACCACAGGUUACAUGUGGACGCUGGGGGCUGUUUUACAAUUCAAAAGGUGAAGAUUCUCGGGAGGAAUAUCAAAGCAUGGUGCAUCAGUUUGAUGUAUUCAUGUUUAAAAGAAUGUGUGUGUGUCUCCAAACAAAUAAAGUGAAAAUGAAAUGACAAUAUGA
Messenger RNA from Gasterosteus aculeatus aculeatus (three-spined stickleback), 1433 nucleotides. The record is from RefSeq and is a predicted model, not a curated record. Lineage: Eukaryota; Metazoa; Chordata; Actinopteri; Perciformes; Gasterosteidae.